Messenger RNA from Suillus fuscotomentosus, 369 nucleotides. RefSeq lists its product as uncharacterized. The record is from RefSeq and is a predicted model, not a curated record. Gene Ontology annotation, molecular function: RNA binding; pseudouridine synthase activity. The annotation marks the transcript as partial. NCBI's taxonomy places the organism in Eukaryota, Fungi, Basidiomycota, Agaricomycetes, Boletales, Suillaceae. The transcript has a single exon.
AAACCGUUCCAUUUUUCGUCUCACCCGAAGCGCAAAAAUCGCUAUCAAGUUUUGUUAUUCGGGUUGGGAGUACAAGGAGCUGGCGGACCGAUGACCCUUCCAAUAGUCGAGGAUGUCUUGUUUAAAGCCUUUGUAAAGGCAAGGCUCGUUGACGAAACUGGCGCUUGGAUAGUUGUGGAGAAACGUGGAAGGACAGAUCGAGGAGUUCAAGUUAACGCUGCUGGCCAGGCAGUUUCGUUAUGGGUUCGAAGUGCUCUACCCGAACAUCUUCCAAAGACAUCAUUAUCAUCGUCCGAGGAGGAACUAUCUACGGAGAACGUCCCCCGAACACCUAACACCAGCCGUCCACGAAACACGAGCUCCUACUAA